UAAUGCUAUGACUUAUGUGAAUGCCAUUCCUGAACUGGAUGGCAACAACUAUGAGAAACGGUACCAAAAAUUGGAGAUAGCUCUGGCGAUGGCCAAUAUAGAUUUGGCCAUCACAACGCUAGCUCCACAAGAACCAGAAAAGCAUGUAAGGGCACAGAAUGAAGAAGUUGCUGCUUGGGCUAUCCGAGAGAAGAAUUAUGACUCUUCUAUGACCAGAUAUGAUGCUAACAAGACACGUUGGAAUGAAUCCAACCGCAAGUGUCUUAUGGUCAUGAAGGGUUCCACUUCAGAUGCCAUCAAGAUGGCGAUCCCAGAUUGUGACACCGCUUCAGAAUAUUUAGCAAAGGUGAAGAGUCAGUUUACUGGUUCUUCCAAGACUUAUGCUGCCAUUCUUGCUGAGCAGCUUAUCACCAAGAAAUACACUGGCGGUGGCAUCAGAGAACAUAUCUUAGAAAUGAGCCACAUGGCCAACAAGCUCAAGACAAUGGACAUGCCUUGCCAGAAAAGUUCAUUGUUCAGCUGGUCUUCAAGUCCCUACCAAAGGCGUUUGAGGCAUUUCAUGUCAACUAUAACGCUUUUCCAGAAGAUUGGGGUAUUGACAAGCUGAUUGGCAUGUGCGUUCAAGAAGAAGAUCGCCUUAAGAACGCCAAUGGUGGUGAACUUGCUUUUCAAGUUCAGCACAAGAAAAAUAACUUCCAGCAUAACAAGAGACCUUUCCCACCAGGCAAGAAUCAGCAUGAGAGUGGCCCUUCCAGACCACCUCCACAGAAACUCCAGAAAGAUUGGGAAAAUUUUCUAGUUGACCAAUACCAGUGCCUGAAGUGCAAAAAGAGAGGGCACUACAAGAGGGACUGCCCCGAGUUCCUGAAAGAGUUGUUAAGAAAGGGGAUCAAGUAUGAGGAGGACCCUGCCAAGAGGCGCAAGAAGAAUUAAAGUUGCAAAUGGUGUAGAAGCUGAAGUCGAAGCCAUUGCUGAAUUUCACUUAGAAUUACAUAGCGGCUUUGUACUUUGUCUGAGAGAUGUUCUUUAUGUACCGUCUUUGCAACGAAACUUAAUA
Messenger RNA from Panicum virgatum (switchgrass), 1057 nucleotides. RefSeq lists its product as uncharacterized. The record is from RefSeq and is a predicted model, not a curated record. Lineage: Eukaryota; Viridiplantae; Streptophyta; Magnoliopsida; Poales; Poaceae. Gene Ontology annotation, molecular function: nucleic acid binding; zinc ion binding. The coding region runs from base 613 to 933 and encodes 106 amino acids. The transcript has 2 exons.